This is a messenger RNA of Cuscuta campestris, 1259 nucleotides long. Lineage: Eukaryota; Viridiplantae; Streptophyta; Magnoliopsida; Solanales; Convolvulaceae. The record is from the annotation of a GenBank genome assembly.
AGCCAAAACCCCAAACAAACCUCACCUACUACUCCCCUUCCUUCCCCAUUUCCCCCCCUCGCCAAUUUCUCCCUCAGCUCCCAUCCCCAUGGCCAGAGGGUUUUUGCCCGACGACGACGACGACCCGGCCUUUAAGCUCUACAAGAAAUGCUUCGAUUGCUACACUUAUUCCGUGAAUUGCUCCCAAGACUGUUUCCGGCAGUUCCCACGCCCUCCUGAGACGACCACGGUUCUUCCCUCCGGCCUGAAAUACCACAUGCCUCCCUAUUUGAUCUUCUUGCUCUGCCUCCUCGCCGCCGCUUUCGUCUUCCUCUGCUACGUCACUAUCCUGAAACGGUACCGUUUGGAUCUGCGGAUUCUCGGGAGGGAGCCGCCGCCGCCUCAAGGAUCCCGGGAGGAUUUCCUCGACGGGGAUCGGGCGCCGCCGGUGGACCAUCCCGUUUGGUACAUCAGAACCGUCGGCCUCCCGGCGUCCGUUAUCGAUUCGAUAACGGUGUUCAGGUACAAGAGGGGAGAGGGGCUAACGGAAGGGUCGGAUUGCGCCGUUUGUCUAACGGAAUUUCAAGAAGACGAGAUCCUCCGCCUGCUGCCCAAAUGCAGCCACGCUUUCCACGUUUCUUGCAUCGACACCUGGCUGAGGUCACACAAGAACUGCCCCAUGUGCCGCGCCCCAGUCACCGGCGGAUCUGCCUUCGCCGUCGAAACCGACGGCAACCUAAUGGCCGCCGGCGAUCAAGAAACCAGGGCGGAAAACGCGGAAAGCGAUCCGGAGAACCACGAAGCCAUAAUUAGAAGGAACCACAAAGGUGUUAGAGCGCAGAGCGACUUGGCGGGGCACAGAGUGGGCGGCGGCCGGGAAAUUCAACCGGCGGCAAGAAGAUCGGCGUCGAUGGAUUCAUAUUCAGUUUCAAUGAUGAGUAUAUCAGGGAGUGAGAUGGGUCCCUCAGGGUCAUCGUCUUCUGGGAGUAGAAGCUCUAGAUGGUACGGGGCCAUGAAGAGUUCUUCUUCGUUCCGGCUGCCGAUGAUAAGAUCAUCUUCCUUAACUUCUACUGGGAAUUGUUCUUUGCCAACUACUACAACCUAAACAGCAGAAAACAAGUUUUUUUUUAAAAAAAAAUUAUAUGUAGGACUAAACUGUUCUGGGUUUUGAUUCUCCUUUCUUUUGGGAGUAAAAAACAAAAGCAAAUGUAAUUGCGUAUCAAUAAUAUCAUUUGGUACCUAAGAGUCUAAGACACCAUAUCUAACAGUCUACCCUUUGG